Molecule: messenger RNA, 2470 nt
Organism: Suncus etruscus (white-toothed pygmy shrew)
Lineage: Eukaryota; Metazoa; Chordata; Mammalia; Eulipotyphla; Soricidae
Gene: TLR2
Product: toll like receptor 2
Exons: 1
Coding region: 12-2363 (783 amino acids)
Biological process (GO): toll-like receptor signaling pathway; immune response; inflammatory response
Cellular component (GO): membrane
Molecular function (GO): transmembrane signaling receptor activity; protein binding; triacyl lipopeptide binding
Source: RefSeq, a predicted model, not a curated record
CUUACUGGACAAUGCCACAUGCUUGGUGGACACUAUGGACUUUGGGGGCCAUCUUCAGCCUCUUCCAACAAGUGGUCUCUGAUCAGACUACCCUGUCUUGUGACCCCAAUGGCUUCUGUGACGGCCGCUCCAGAGAUUUUCGCAACAUUCCCUCAGGGCUCACAGCGGCUGUGAAAAGCCUGGACUUAACUGGCAAUAAGAUUUCCUCAGUGAGCAAGACUGACCUGCAGGGCUGUGUGAAACUCCAGAUUCUGAGGUUGGGGUCUAAUGGAAUAAUCAGCAUAGAGGAAGAUUCCUUCCAUUUCCUGAAGCUUCUUGAACAGUUAGACUUAUCCUAUAACCAACUGUUGAAUUUAUCACUCUCCUGGUUUCAGCCCCUGUCUUCCUUGAGAUUCCUAGACUUACGGGGAAAUCCUUACCAGACACUCGGGCCAAUGCCUCUUUUUUCUUCUCUCACUCACUUGCGAAUCCUGAGGAUUGGGCAUCCCUCCACCUUCAUCAAGAUCCAGGAGAAGGACUUGGCUGGGCUGAUGUUUCUUGAGCAACUUGAGAUCGAGGCAUCUAAUCUCCAGGCAUACGAGCCCAAGAGCUUGGCAUCUGUGCAACAGAUCCACCAUGUGAUCCUGCAUCUGAGGCAGCCCUUUCUGCUUUUGGAGAUGUUCAAGGACCUUUUGAGCUCAGUGGAAUCUUUGGAACUGAGAGGAACAGACUUGAGCGCGUUUCACUGUCCCGACCUGCCUGUCCGGGAAGGUAGUACCGUGAUGAAAAAGCUCACCUUUAGAAAUGUAGAGGUCACUGAUCAAAGUUUCGGUGGGCUGAUGAGACUGUUGCAUUACGCCUUGGGGGUGCGGGAACUGGAGUUUGACGACUGCACUCUGAAUGGGAAGGGGGAUUUUAACACCUCAACUCUGCAGGUGAAAGACAUCAGGAACCUGGAGACACUGACCAUCAGGACCCUCCGCAUCCCCCAGUUCUUUUUGUUCUACGACUUGCAGAGUAUCUAUUCACUCACAGGCAGGGUGAGAAGAAUCACCAUCGGCAACAGUAAGGUGUUCCUGGUGCCCUGUUCACUUUCCCGGCACUUAACUUCCUUGGAGUACUUGGAUCUCAGUGACAAUUUAAUGGUGGAAGAAUAUUUGGGCAACUCUGCCUGCGAGGGUGCCUGGCCCUUGCUGCAAACUUUGAUUUUAAGGGGCAAUCAUUUGACUUCCCUAGGAAAGACCGCAGCCAUCAUGCUGACGCUGAAAAACCUGACCCAGUUGGAUAUCAGUAAAAAUAAUUUUCUUUCCAUGCCAGAAACAUGCCACUGGCCGGCAAAGGUAAAUCACCUGAACUUAUCCAGUACCAAGAUCGGCAGUUUAACCUUCUGCCUCCCACGGACUUUGGAAGUUUUGGAUGUCAGCAAUAACAACCUCCUUGCCUUUUCUCUGAUGCUACCACAGCUCAGAGAACUCUAUAUCUCCAGAAACAAGCUAAAGACACUCCCUGAUGCCACAUUUUUACCCGCCUUGCAUGUCCUGUACAUACGCAGAAAUAUGAUCAGUACUUUCUCCAAGGAGCAGAUUGACUCUUUUCCAAAGCUGACGGCCCUGGACGCUGCGGGCAGCAAUUUUAUUUGCUCCUGCGAGUUCCUGUCCUUCACUCGAGAGCAGCCACAGCUGGCCCGGCUCCUGGUCGACUGGCCUGACAGCUAUCUGUGCGACUCUCCCUCCCACGUGCGGGGCCAGCGGGUUCGGGACACGCAGCUCACAGUGUCCGAAUGUCAUUGGGUGGCUCUGGUGUCCACCGCAUGCUGCGUCCUUCUCCUUUUGGUCCUGCUCACCACCGUCCUCUGCCGCCGUCUCCACGGACUGUGGUACCUGAAAAUGACCUGGGCCUGGCUGCAGGCCAAGAGGAAGCCCAGGAGGGCACCUCCGAGGGACAUCUGCUACGACGCCUUUGUGUCCUACAGUGAGCAUGACUCCUACUGGGUGGAGACUGUCAUGGUCCAGGAGCUGGAGCAUCUGGACCCGCCCUUGAAGCUGUGUCUGCACAAGCGGGACUUCAUUCCCGGCAAGUGGAUCAUCGACAACAUCAUCGACUGCAUCGAGAAGAGCCACAAAACCAUCUUCGUGCUCUCGGAAAACUUUGUGAAAAGCGAGUGGUGCAAGUAUGAGCUGGAUUUCUCCCACUUUCGGCUCUUCGACGAGAACAACGAUGCUGCCAUCCUUGUGCUUCUGGAGCCCAUCGAGAAGAGGGCCAUCCCCAAGCGCUUCUGUAAACUGCGCAAGGUCAUGAACACCAAGACCUACCUGGAGUGGCCCCAGGACGAAGCUCUGCACCCGGGCUUCUGGGUAAGCCUGAGAGCUGCGCUGAAGUCCUAGUUCCUCCGUGAAGGGCCAGCAUUUGUCCGGGCUGGUCUCCUGAAACUCACUGUCCCUAUGUCUGACCAACACAGUCACCUGUCAGUUGCACGGACAGUCUGAGGAAG